Messenger RNA from Closterium sp. Naga37s-1, 7269 nucleotides. The record is from the annotation of a GenBank genome assembly. NCBI's taxonomy places the organism in Eukaryota, Viridiplantae, Streptophyta, Zygnematophyceae, Desmidiales, Closteriaceae.
AUGAUGGGAUACUUGCGAAGCCGAUGGAGUGGAAAAGGGGAAAAGGCCUCCGGGAAUGAGGGAGAAUUGGCUCGAAAAAACGGAAGCGCGACUGUAGUUGUAGACAUUCUCUCCCCUUCCGCCGACGGCGGAAGCCCCAGGUCUGUCGGAAGCGGCAGAAAGAGCCUGCUUGCGCCCGCCGCGGGGAUAGGCGGAGCGGAAACCGAGCCGCUGAUUCCCUGGCGGAGGCGCUACCGGCGGAACAACCGUUACAUCCGCCACCGGCGCGGGGAAGGCCCGGAUGGAUCCACGUGGCAGUACGUGGGCGACGUGCUUAGCGUGCAGCGGUAUCUGCGGAUGAGUAUGAUGUGGCGCCACGUGUGCAUAGCGAUGUGGGUACUGGUGACGAUGGCGGCGGCUGCAGCCGUGUUCAGCUCGUCGUAUAAGAGCUUCCAAGACGAGCGCCAGGUGGCUCUGGAGGUGGAGUGCGAGUCGUACAAGAAGCUGCUGCAGGACCAUUUCACCGACACCUCCAACCAGAUUCGGCUGCUUGCCAACCUGAUGACCACGUUUCACUACAACAAGCCCCCGGGCACCCUGGACAGGUCCACGUUCAUGGGGUUUCUCAACGACACGGAGUACGCGCGUCCGCGUUUGAGGGACGUCUCGUUUGCUGCUAGUGUGCCGCAGGCAGAGAGGGGGGCGUAUGAGAGGGCGCAGGGGGGCGGCUUCUGCAUCAAGCACGACAUGGCAUGUGCGGGGCAGCAGUCGGACUAUGCACCCAUCCUCUACACCACGUCACCGCAGCAUCUUAUCGGACAAGACAUGCUCUGGGACGCCUUCCCAGCCAACAGGGAGGCAGUGAUUCGAGCGCGAGACCAGGGCAUUAUGGGAGCACUCACGCCGCCGCUACAGAUGGCAGUCGACUCACUGGGGGUCAUCAACGUCGGCAGCAGCAGCAGCACGGGCGCCUCAGGCAGCACUGUAGCAUCAGAAUCGAGCGGUAACCGCGACCUAAACACCCUCAUGUUACGUGUUUACCCAGUGUAUCAGGAGCGUACACCCCCGGGACCCGGGGCUGGCGUGGCUGAGUUCCGAUCCAAGUGCCGAGGGUUCAUGUCGGCUGUGAUUGAUUUUGAGCCGUUGAUCAAAUCGCUGCACCGGGAGCACAUGCCGAUGUUUGUGAGGGUGUACGAUGUGACCAAUGGGAGCAGCGAGGCUCAAACCGGGUACUAUAGCGGGGGCAACACUGCCGCCCGGGGGAACGGCAGCAGCGGCAACGGCAGCGGCAGUGGCAGCAGCAGCGGCAGCACCAGCGGCACGACUAGCAGCAUGACGUCAGCGAGUGGUGAUAACACCACGGCAGUACAAAAAACCGGCAGCGGCGGCGGCAGCAGCAGCAGCAAUGGCACCGGACCGACGGUUGGGUUUGGGGAGACGAUGGCAGUGCCGGGGGAGGUGUUGGGGCGGGGCAGUGUGGAGCGGCUGAUGUAUGAACCGCAGGACCACCGGCUGGCAAAGGGGCAGAGCGACCGCUACAACUACGUCACAACCAUGGACCUCGGUGACCCCUACCGGCAAUACGAAAUCCGCUGCAGGUAUCUAGACUACUACAUCUUCCCCUACUCCUCGCUGGGCUGGGCGCUCGUUAUAAUCACAGUCAUGUCCCUUCUGGGCUACGUGUGGUGGGUGGCGAGCUCUCAAGUGCACCAAUUGGAGCACGACUUCCACCGCAUGGAGCUGCUAAAGGACAAAAUGAAGGCCGCCCGCAACGUGGCGGAGCGCGCCAGCAAGGCGAAAGGGACGUUCCUCGCCACCAUGUCGCACGAGCUGCGCACACCCAUGAAUGGCGUCAUAGGCAUGCUGAACCUGCUGCUGGAGACGCCCCUCACGAUCACACAGCUGGACUAUGUGGAGACGGCUCGCACCAGUGGGCGGGCACUGCUGGAGCUCAUAAACGACAUCCUCGACCUCUCCAAGAUUGAGGCACAGAAGAUGCAGCUGGAACGAGUCCCCAUGGACGUGAGGGGAGAGGUGGACACCGUACUCACCAUGUUCAUCGAGCGCUUUCGAGACAAGCCGCUGCUGCAGGUGGCGGCAUAUGUCGACCCCCUCGUGCCCGCUGCUGUUCUCGGUGACUCGCUGCGCCUGCGCCAGGUGCUGAUCAACCUGCUGUCCAACGCCUGCAAGUUCACCGAACGUGGACACAUUUUCAUCGCCAUCCGCACAGCAGAACCAGACGAGGAUCUGCGCAAGUCAGCUCGCAAGCACCACCACCACCACCGCUCCCUCCGCUCGCAUGCUCCUGGCAUGAUAGCUGAUCAGCCAUCAGCCACUACCGUGGCAGCGGAUAAGCCUUCUGCCUCUGCUGUGACAGGCGAUAAGCCGUCUGUUGCAGCAACUGAGAUGAAGACUGGCGAGAAUCGAAGGGUUAUCGGCAGCACUGGUGCUGCGAGCUACACUGCUGUUGCUGCUGCCGCCGCUGCUGGUAGUGGUAGUGAUGGUGGUGGUGGCGGUUGUCAGGGUAAGGAGGAUGCGGCAAAGGAGGACGUGGAGGAGAGUCCAUCCAAGGAUGUUGCCUUCCGACCUGAACGACAGGCAGAGGAGGAGGAGGAGGCGGAGGAGGAGGAGGAGGCGGAGGAGGAGGAGGAGGAGGAGGAGGCGGAGGAGGAGGAGGAGGAGGCGGAGGAGGAGGAGGAGGCGGAGGAGGAGGAGGAGGCGGAGGAGGAGGAGGAGGCAGGAGUCCUCUGCGAGGGCAUCCCGUACCCCGCGCAGCGCACCAUCUUAAAGCCCUUCAUGCAGGCGGACGCGAGCACGACGCGCACGCACGGCGGCAGGGGCAUCGGGCUGCCUACACUCUCACUGAAUUCUCAUUUCCUCCCCUGGUACGCUGCUUCCCCCCCUUUUCUCCCCAACCCACCCACAGGACACAGGAGAAGGCAUCCCCUAUCCCGCACAGCAAACCAUCUUAAGCCCUUCAUGCAGGCGGACGCGAGCACGACGCGCACGCACGGCGGCACGGGCAUCGGGCUGUCCAUCUCGCGCCACCUCGUGGACCUCAUGGGUGGCAAGCUCUCCUUCACCUCGCGCCCGGGCGACACGGGCGAGGGCAUCCCCUACCCCGCGCAGCGCACCAUCCUGAAGCCCUUCAUGCAGGCGGACGCCUCAACAACGCGCACGCACGGCGGCACGGGCAUCGGGCUGUCCAUCUCGCGCCACCUCGUGGACCUCAUGGGUGGCAAGCUCUCCUUCACCUCGCGCCCGGGCGACACGGGCGAGGGCAUCCCCUACCCCGCGCAGCGCACCAUCCUGAAGCCCUUCAUGCAGGCGGACGCCUCAACAACGCGCACGCACGGCGGCACGGGCAUCGGGCUGUCCAUCUCGCGCCACCUCGUGGACCUCAUGGGUGGCAAGCUCUCCUUCACCUCUCGCCCGGGCGUGGGCACCACCUUCUUUUUUGAUGUGGUCAUGCCCUGUGAAAGCCGCGAUGGUGAGCCUGUUGCUGCUGCUGCUGCUGCUGAUGUGGCUGCUUCGGCUGCUGCUGCUCGUGCUGCUGAUGUUGCACAGCCUGCAGGAGCAGAACCAGGAGCAGGAUCAGGAGCAGGAUCAGGAGCAGGAGCAGCAGCACUGGCAAGAACAGCUUCAUUGGUGGGGCCAGCAGAUUCUGUGAUUGUAGAGAUUAGAGAUUCAAAGCACGGCGUGGCUUUGAAGGACGACGAAGGCUGCAGCUUCCCCCUCCUCGCCGAACCAACUUCAGGUUCGGAAUCACCGCUGCUGCCAUGGGGCAUUCCAGCUUCGGCACAAGCAGCAACAGCAUCACCAAUAGCGAAACCUCCUUCACUUCAACCACCAGCACUUACAGCACUAUCCCCCUUAAGAUCAUCCCCUCUAAGAUCAUCUCCGCCACACGUGCUGCCAGCCUCGCCUCUACACAUCCUCCAGCAGACCGAAGCGAGCCUAUCUCAAUUCUCCGCCAUUCUCCUCGACGACCGUGCCGUGAGGUUCGGCGUGAUGGAGAGCCUGCUCAACAGGCUCAGCAUCCCGGUGCUAAACAACCCCGAAGCCGUCGCCGAACCUGUUGUGCACAUUCCAAACCACAAUUCCCUCGUCACUGCUCCAGCUGCGGUGGGCGCAGGAGUUGGUAAGCGGCUGGUGAUUGUGGUGGUGGAUGAGGAGUGGCUGGGCCGGUACAACAAGGCAGUGCUUCGACAGAAGAAGAAGCAGUGCGAGGGGGAGGGGCAGCAGGGACAGGAGGGACAGGGAACAGUCCCUGAAGAGGAGGUGCUGGAAGGGCAGGAAGGGGAGAAGAAGAGGGCAUGGAAGGAGGGAGAGAGGUGGCACGCGGGCAGUAAGCGGGAGGGCGCAGCAGCAGCAGCAGCAGCAUGUAAGGCUUUUGAUGUGACUAUAUCGAAGCCUGUGAGGCAGAAUGCUCUCUCUACAAACCUCUCACUGUUGCUUCUAGGGGGGGAUGGGCCGCUAGGGACAGAAGAUGGGGCUGAGGAGGAGGAGGAGGAGGAGGAGGAGAGAGAAAGGGUGGGUGGGAGGGAGGAGGAGGGGGGUGAUGAUGGCGACGAUGAGAGGGAGUAUGAUGAAGAGGAGGAUGAGGAGGAAGGGGAGGAAGAGGAGUGUAAAGCAGGGAAAGGAGGGGAAGGGAGGCAGGUAGGCAGAGGCACUGCAGUGGUGCGAACAGGAGGUGAGGGUCAGGAGCAGCUGCAGCCGCAGCAGCAGCAGCAACAGCAGCAGCAAUUCUCGAUGCCGAAAAGCGCAUCAGAUCAGAGCUCGCCGGGUCCCGUGGUGCGAUGGCUGCUUCCUGCUGACGACGACGACGACGACGACGAUUCUGAUAGAGUUUCUCACAGCGGCCCGCUGUCACGUUCUCACGGGGAUAAGGGGAUUUACUGGCCUGGAACCACCACGAGGAGCAGAAGCACUGGUAAGAGCAGCGACAAGAGUCCCCAAAGAGCAGGCAUCCUCAAGUUUGGCAGCACGGAUGGAAAGAUGAAUGAGGCUCCUGCUGCUGCUUCUUCAGCCCCUGCUGCUCCUGCUGCUUCUGUAGCCUAUGCUGCUGCUGCUGGUUCUGCCGCCCCUGCUGCUGCUUCUGCACCUGUUGCAUCGGCUGCCCCUGCUGCCGCCCUUGAGAGUGAUGGUAUUGACACAGGGGCGGGGCGGCAAACACGGCGAGUGAGAAUAAGUCUAGAUGAGGCGGGGUCAACACAGUCAACGCGGUCAACUCGGUCAACCAUGUCUAAAGGUCGCAAAUCCACAGGCUCUAUGCCGGAAGGUGAUGUGCCGAUCAUUGCCACCCGCCACAAGACCCGUGCUGCCCAGGCGGCUGCUGGAAGCCCGUCGUCCGUGCCGCCCGCUCUGCCGUCAGGAGCGUCGAUGCGCAAGGAGAGUGAUGGAGCGAGGCUGCUGUGCCAGGCGCUCAAGGGCAAGAAGAUUCUCGUGGUGGACGACAACAUGGUGAACCGCAAGGUGAUGGGACGCAUGCUGCAGCGGUACGGCGUGGAGGUGGAGACGGUGGAUGGCGGCGUCAAGGCUGUCAAGGCCGUGCAGCAGGCAACUACCAGAUUUGAUUGCGUCUUCAUGGACGUGCAGGUGCGGCAGCUGUUUGUCUGGGCGGCUGUUUUUGGACGUUACUGGACUGUGUUUGGGGAGAGAGGAAGAUCCAAGCCCCGGCUGACGCACGAGCAGUACUCGGGUCUGGCGGAGGGCACAGAGAUGGACAAGGUGGUUGCGGCGCGGGUGAGGGACACGGAGGGCAUGCUGGAGGCGCUGCGCAGUGCGGCGGGCAGCAGCUUUGAGGACAUGGCUCUGCACCGCGAGGAGUCCCGCGCCCACCCCGAGGCGUUUGGACAGCGCGACUGGCGGGUGAGCGGGAGAAAGGGAGUGGCGGGUGGGAGGGAGAGGCGGGUGAACGGGAUUGGUGGGCGAGAGGGAGUGGCGGGUGGGGGGAAAGAGGCGCGUGAGAGGGGGUGGUGGAUGAGCGUGCUGAAGGAGCAGAGCAAGAGCCACAGGGUGAUGUACCGCCCAGGGGCGGAGGGAACGGCCUUCCACGAGCUGUGCUUGGAGGGCGUGCUCAAGGGAUCCCUCGACACUGUGCUCGCGGUGGCUUGGGAGGCUCCUUUCUUCAUUGACUGGUGGCCGCAGUUCUCAGUGCCGCCCUUCCACAUGCUCGAAUCCAAGUUCGUCAAGAGAGUGGCACCGGGAUACGAGCUCGUACACCUGCGCUUCAAGGUGCCGUGGCCAUUCGCCACGCGUGAAAUCCUCUAUGUGCUCUUCUCCGUGCACGAUGCUGCCACCGGCUUCAUCGCCACCUCCCUCAUCUCUUAUCCAGAUGACCCAGCUACCUUUGACCCUGGCUCGUAUGGUUUCUCCAAUGACGGGGUGCCACGUGUGCGUUCUGGAGAGGUCCGUAUGAGUUUGAAGGGCGGCUUUGCAUCCAAGGACCUUGGCAACGGCUGCUGCUACUUCCGCGGUGUCGCAACCAUCGACAUGAAACUGAACCUCAUUCCGCCGUGGGCCAUCAACUUUGUGUCGCGACAGCUGGCGGGGUCUGGUUACCACCUGCUCUACAGUGAGGUAGAGAGUGUGGCGGACGGCAGCAACAAUGAGGCGGACAAGUUCCGCGCACUGCUCCGCUCAGACCCCUUCUACUACUCCGUGGGCCGGGCCAUGCGCUCCCACCAUGCCGCCGCAGCAGCGCAGGGCGAGCGGGCAAAGCAGGAGCAGGAGCAGCUGCAGCAGCAGGGCGAGGCAGAGUCGUUCCGGCAGAUUGGGGAGCGAGUGGAGAAGGAAGUGGAGAGGCUAGUUGCAAGCACGUCUGGGAGUGAGAAUGUGGUUGCUGGUGCUGGUGCUGCUGAUAGUGCAGCUGCUGGUGCCCCCGGUGGUGAUGUGGGAGUCAUGAAUGCAGCUGAAGCGUUAGCAGAGGAAGCUGCUGCUCCGGUGCCGGCUGCAGCAGGGUCGGCCAAGCCUGCCUCCCCUGCGUCAGUGGCGAGACCGCCACACCCUCCCUCGCCCAGGAAGCUUCUGGCCCCUGCACAACCUGCGACUGCAAAGGCAGCAGCAGCAGGCACUUUACCAGCAGCUCAAGGUCUCCAGUAUGGGCAGUUACUGCAGAGGGACCCGGCAAUAUUCCAUGCGGUUACCACCCUCGAUAGAGCCAUCUCCUUUAUGAGAGCCAGAGCAGCAGCUCAGCGCCAGGCAGCAACUGCUGCUGCAGGCAGUGGUGCUGCUGGGCUCCCAGGCCUGGACAAUAUCGGCAAGUCCUGCGGAUCACGCGAGGGGUGA